ACGGAGGGGUCUACAUGUGCCGAUCUCGCUCCAGAUCGGAGCCGCCCAACUGGUCGGAUCCCAGCGACAUUGUGCGGAUCAUUGUAGUAGAGCCCAGCUACCCCAAACCCUCCAUCUCCCUGCGCCCUAGCACAGGGGUCGCUCUGGGGGGAGCCGUAACUGUCCGGUGUUGGGGUCGGCACCACAUGAGAUUCCUUCUGUACAAAGAUGGAAACCCAAACAUGCUGCAGGACGUGGAGCCGGCUGGGGACCUGGCUGAGUUUCCCAUUCGCAAUGUGAGCCGGAGAGACGCGGGGAGCUACCGCUGCUAUUAUCACGACAAAUGGUACCUGUUCAUCUGGUCACAUCCCAGCGACCCCGUGGAGCUGGUGGUAGCAGAGCCCAAACCCAACAUCUCCCUGCGCCCCAGUGGUCUGGUCACCCCGGGGGGAGCCGUGACCAUCCGGUGUGAGUGUCGGUGUCGGGGAGCGAGGGUCCUUCUGAGUAAAGCUGGAGACCCGGACGCACGGCGCUCGAUGGACCCCACGGGGGACGUGGCUGAGUUUCCCAUCCGCAGCGUGAGCCAGGGAGACGCAGGGAACUACAGCUGCCGAUAUAGCACCAAGUGGGACCCGCCCGUCUGGUCGGAGCCCAGCGACCCCGUGGAGCUGGUAGUAGCAGGGGGAACCGACCCGACUCAGCCGGGAACGACACCAGCUCCCACCGGCCCAAACAGCGCAGGGCCAGGUACAGGGACUGAGGGCAGGAAAUCACCAUCAACCCCCCCAGAAACAGGUGGAUCGGAACCAAGCGCAGCACCGGGUCUGACCUGCACUGUCAUCGCCGGGGUGAGCGCGGCAGCCGACGGCCUCCUCCUCCUCCUCCUCCUCGUGGCCUUCCUCCGCUACAGACGAACCGGAGGAAAUGCCCUCCUAGGUAAACGGAAGCAGCUGGAUGUCCUGCCCCUGGAGCCCGACCCCGAGGGACUCACCUACACGGAACUGGAUGGCCAGGUGCUGCAGGCCAAGCGGGGUGGGGCGUCUCCUGCCCCCGAGCCCGUCCUGUACGCUGCCAUCGAUGUCAGCCAGGAGCCCCACGGGCAGCGCCCCUGGAGUGCAGGGGAGCCCCCCACCCACCGGCAUAGCGUGAACCCAGGGGGAGUCACUGGAGAGACGGGGCAAGAAGCAUCGGCCACCAGGGGGUGACAGAGUGAUUCUCCCCCAGAGAACGGGCUCGGCUUAUAGCCCCCCCACAGCCCUCUCUCCAGCUGGUGGUGCCCC
Molecule: messenger RNA, 1259 nt
Organism: Mauremys mutica (yellowpond turtle)
Lineage: Eukaryota; Metazoa; Chordata; Testudines; Geoemydidae
Product: leukocyte immunoglobulin-like receptor subfamily B member 2
Exons: 7
Coding region: 15-1184 (389 amino acids)
Source: RefSeq, a predicted model, not a curated record